GCCUUUUUCUUUGGAGUCCAUUCUUGUCAGACCCCCACGCGGUUUCAUCUCAAAUCCCAUUUGCUAUUGUACCUGUCCAAUAGCAGCGACCGAGCACGCUUUAACUCGGAUGGCAUUUUUAUUUCAUCACUACGGUCAGGAGCAAGACUGACGCAGUGAUCUCUGCGCUCUCACGCUGAUCAUUCUCGUGGGGGGGAAGCUGGGCACAGCUUUACGCGACUUUCUGAGUUUUCCCUCCAUCUCAUGCGAACUAUUUUAGCUCGGACUUUAACGCCAAAGAAUCCUUUAGAUCUGUUUAAUAUCUUUUUUCAGCUUUUGAUGGUGAUCCCUGUCGGACAGUAAACGGUGAUGGCAGACUCUGAUACUCAAGAGGCUCGCCAACCUGCAAAAGACUCGCCGUUCUCCAUAAAGAACCUGCUGAAUAUUGAAGACAAACCCACGAAGCCAAAAGGCAUCCUCGGCUCGCACAAGGGGGUUUUGGAAGGCAGUUUCUUUUCUCGGCUCGGUGAUUUGUCCGUUCCUCGAUUUGAGCUGCCAGCACAGAGAAUUGGACUAUCCGCGCAAUAUCUGGAAAGAGCAUCUACCUGGUGGUACCCCUACACGCUUGGAGCACAUUUUAGGACUGGAGGGUCUGAGAAGGUCAGCUUAAGAGAAGCAUCACAGGCACCGGACAGGCGCUCUCCGGAUCUCCAGAAAAGUGAUCAAGAUGCCAAAGAUGAAAGCGCCGACGACGACAUCGCCCUGGAUGAAAGUGACUCGGAGGAGCCAAAGAAAGAAACAGACCAGGAGGACGACUGGAGGAGAAAAAACGACGAGCUGGACUCCGAGAAGAAGCCCUGUCGGAAGAAGAAGACGCGCACCGUGUUUUCCAGAAGUCAGGUCUUUCAGCUGGAGUCCACUUUCGACAUUAAGCGCUACCUGAGCAGCUCAGAGAGGGCAGGCCUAGCCGCGUCCCUGCACUUAACCGAGACGCAGGUGAAAAUCUGGUUCCAGAACCGGAGGAAUAAGUGGAAAAGGCAGCUGGCCGCCGAGCUGGAGGCGGCCAACCUGAGCCAUGCGGCGGCACAGAGGAUUGUGCGGGUUCCCAUACUCUACCACGAGAAUGGAGCCCCAGAAACGAGCGGGGGCCCUGCUACAAACUCACCGGGCGGCCAGGCACUCCUGGCUUUCCCCCACCACAUGUACUAUUCUCACCCAGUCCCACUGCUGAGGCCCGUUUAACAUUUGUGUC
Neolamprologus brichardi is the source of this 1231-nucleotide messenger RNA. RefSeq names its product H6 family homeobox 3b (gene hmx3b). Gene Ontology annotation, biological process: regulation of transcription by RNA polymerase II. The record is from RefSeq and is a predicted model, not a curated record. Gene Ontology annotation, cellular component: nucleus. Gene Ontology annotation, molecular function: DNA-binding transcription factor activity, RNA polymerase II-specific; RNA polymerase II transcription regulatory region sequence-specific DNA binding. NCBI's taxonomy places the organism in Eukaryota, Metazoa, Chordata, Actinopteri, Cichliformes, Cichlidae.